AUGAAAAGUCCUAAGCUUGGAGACAGAUACGCACCCGGUGAUGAAAUGCUUGUCCAGUGGGAACUUAUUGGCAAACAAUGUCGAACGAAUGUUAAUAAUGUGACUGAAGUGCCGUUACAUAAACUCGAUGCUUUUUUGUUUGCUAAUUUGACUAUUACUAAGAAAACUACAAAUACGAAUUCCUCAUUGGGAAAUAACUCGAAUACCAGUAAUAAUUUGGACACGAAUAAUAAUUGGCAAUGGGAUUAUCGAUCCACGCUCUAUCAUAACACAAGCACAAACAUCACUUCAUUCAAAUACCCAAUACAAAUAAUACUCUCGCCAAACAUUAGGAAUUCGUCCUUGUUCUUCGUUGAUAUUGAACUCGGAUUUCCAUCUGAAAAAACAUCAUCGAUAAAAACAAUCUGGGAUUAUGUUGGGCCAUUCACAAUAGUACCAAUCCCGGCACCUUCUGAGCAGGAAGAUAAUAAUAACACUAUUGCUGAUGUAUUAGCAAAUGAUUCUGCUGGUGGUAGUGUUUCUAAUAAAGCUCAGAAAAAUGGCGGGGUAGCGAAUGGAAAUAAUGGCAAUAAGGAAGAGCAAGAUCAUAAAGGACAGAGUAUGCCAAGUACAGCAGCAGGCGCUUUUUUCGAUGAUAAUAUGCUA
Molecule: messenger RNA, 645 nt
Organism: Ambispora leptoticha
Lineage: Eukaryota; Fungi; Glomeromycota; Glomeromycetes; Archaeosporales; Ambisporaceae
Source: the annotation of a GenBank genome assembly